Anisakis simplex (herring worm) is the source of this 222-nucleotide messenger RNA. The record is from the annotation of a GenBank genome assembly. Lineage: Eukaryota; Metazoa; Nematoda; Chromadorea; Rhabditida; Anisakidae.
AUGGAUACACAAACUGAAAAAGAAUUCGAUGAAUUGUUAUUCGAUUAUGGUCUCGAGUUGGAUGAAGUGACAAAUGAACGAAUAGCAUUGGAAAAGGAACGAGGUGAUAAAAAGAAGGUGAAGGCAGAUGAAGGUGUGUGUGAAGAAGACGUCUAUAAGAUAGAACUACCUGCGAAUCGAUAUGACCUGCUUUCGGUGGAAGGUCUUUCUCGUGCGCUGCGA